GGUAUAAACAAUAUCUCCACUAUACCUCCUUACUGAGUUGAAAAACUUUUUUCAUCUCAUGUCAGUAAAUUGUCAAACUUUUUAAAAAAUUAUUUUUUGAGGAACGAUCAUAGUUUCAAACCAAAAAAUUAAAUAUGGUUAGAUGCGCAAUAAAAUUCUCUAUCGAACCUGCUAUUCAGCUUUUUGAUAUUUUCAAAUUUUUAAAUCCGGCAGGGUCCUUUUUAGACUUGUUGAAUUUAUGUGUAUGAAUCUGUACUGACUAAAGUAAAAUAAAUGAAAAAUGCGUUACAGGUCUCCUCAGAAACUGACCGCCAUUAGUUUUCAUCCGACCUUCAUGAAAUUUUCAAGGAAUGUGUAUCCCAUCGAGGAUAAAAAUGUUAAUUAAAAAUAAAAAUUUGGAGUCGAAAUAUUUAUGAUGUUCGGGUGCUUCGGGUAAAUAGUAGUAGCAAUUAGUAUUAAGUUGUUCGAAAAUCCAAUUCAUCCUCAUUGUUUAGUGUUACUUAAUAGAACUAAAUUAAACAAUGUAAUUAACAUGCAAUAUGAGAAAUAAAUAUAACAAAUAGAUAGACGAUUGUAAACAAUAAAACAAAUAUUAAAAUUUCUUUAUAAAUUCAUAAGUCUCUUUAUUUUAAUGUUCUAAAUGUAUAGAAAUGAUUUGAAAUGAUAUUCUAAAUUCUUUAAAUUUUUAAAAAAUACCAUACGCGUGUUUCGAAUCUACCCAAAGAUUCUUCAUCAAUGGUUUGUGAAUGUAAUAAUGUUGAUUAAUGAAAUUAACAUUUAUAGUUAAAAUUUAUUCAAAAAAAAAAAUUUAUAUUUAUUUUUUAAUUUUAAUUUAUUUAUUUAAAUUCAUAAAAAACAUGUAGUUAAUUUUUUUCAUUCAUUUUUUUUAUAUUUUAUGAAUUCCUUUUAACUCUUUAAGUUCAAUUUAUAUUAAUCUAACUGAAUAGUAAAUUUACAAUCAUAACUUAGUAGAGUAACUUAGUAAUUUAAAUAAUUAAUGACAUUACAAUAAUGGAUACAAAUUCUUUGAAUGUUAAUUACAUUAAUCAAUAUUAUUCCAUUCUUUGGGUAGAUUCGAAACGCGCGUUUUUUAAUAAUUUAAAGAAUUUAGAACAUCAUUUCAAAUCAUUUCUAUACAUUUAGAACAUUAAAAUAAAGAGACUUAUGAAUUUAUAAAGAAAUUUUAACAUUUGUUUUAUUGUUUACAAUCGUCUAUCUAUUUGUUAUGUUUAUUUCUCAUAUUGCAUGUUAAUUGUAUUGUUUAAUUUAGUUCUAUUAAGUAACACUAAACAAUGAGGAUGAAUUAGAUUUUCGAACAAUUUAAUACUAAUCUAAACCCUCAUUUAUCAUAUUAAGUUUUCAUAGUAGAAGUUAGGCCUUUUAUGUUUCCAAAAAAACUUCGCUUGAGUUAAUAGAUAGAGAGCUCAUUUUUUAUUCGAAAGAGGACAGAAGCUGGAAUUCCUGAUGGAGCCCGCUUUUUAAAUUACAUGUUUGUUUUGAGAAAAAAAUGUAAAUCUUUGAAAAUCACAAUCAUUUUUUUACAAAUUUUUCUCUAUGAUAUCAUCUGUAGUCGAAAUACUUUAUAAUACUAAUUAAAUUAAAACUAAUCUAACUUAAAAAAACUACUUGUCUGUGUAAACAAACAAUUUUCAUCCAAAAUUUAAACAGUACAAGUAUGCAAUUUAUACUAUUAAAAUCAAAUUGUGAUCAUAUUUAUUUAGAAGCAUGUAAAAGAGCAGAUAAAAUGGAUGAAUUCGAUUUUGAUAUGAACACUGGUGUCAUUAAAGAAGCUAAACGUCAAUUAAAGAAAGAUGUUGUUCAUAAAAGAUGUAUGAGUGUUAUAGAAAAGAAUGUUCAUAACCAACAUCAUAAUGAAAAUAUUAAUAAUCAAAUAGAAAUAAAUGACGAUUAG
Messenger RNA from Didymodactylos carnosus, 1912 nucleotides. The record is from the annotation of a GenBank genome assembly. Lineage: Eukaryota; Metazoa; Rotifera; Eurotatoria; Philodinida; Philodinidae.